Messenger RNA from Ilex paraguariensis (yerba mate), 453 nucleotides. Lineage: Eukaryota; Viridiplantae; Streptophyta; Magnoliopsida; Aquifoliales; Aquifoliaceae. The record is from the annotation of a GenBank genome assembly.
AUGAUUUCUGGGUUAUAUGUUGACUCCAUUUUCCCAACAACAAUUCCUGCAGUUGCUGGGAAGCAUGUGCGUUUUUUCAAUAAGGAACUAUCACCACCUAUUCUUGAAAAACAAUUCCGUGAAGCUUGCCAGGCAUUGUCUAUUAAACCUCCCAUGCCUAGAAAUGCUAUCAGUUGUGAGGUGGAUUAUGUUAAAUCUGUCAAGGAUGGUGAGAAGAUUUUACAACGGGCCAUAGUUGAAUACAGGUUUUUUUUGCUUCCUAUUUCUUUAGUAAUAGCACUUGCCAGUGUAAAGUCAGAUUCAGUUCUGUACUUCACAAAUUACAGCAGUUUUGUGCCAAAAUUUGUUAAUGAAUUACGACAUUCAAAGAAGCCUGUCAGUCAGAUGCUGUUAUGGCUUCUUUCUGUAUAUGUUUGCUAUUAUGUAACUUGGAUCUUACAUUAUUUGAACUGA